AAAAAAUGGAUCGGUAGCUAAAAGAGAUAAUUUAAAGCGAAAAACGCAAAGAAAACGGCUUUUGUCCGCUAUUUCAGCGAUUUUUUUUGUGUUGUAAUCAGCAGAAAAUUUUUAACAACAGCUACAACGACCAAACACCACCACAGUCAGUCCCAGGCAAUAACCAACAGCAAUUUUGCAAUAUUCUAUCAAAUUUUUGCAACUACAAUAACAGCAACCACUAUCAAAGCCCAAUAGAAAGCCCCCACAAAGGAAAAGUGAAAAGCAGAUUCAUUUUAAUUGAAAAUAGAAGGAAUAUUCAAUUUUUUGCUCGCUUUUCCCGAUGUGAUGAGAAAAUCCAACAAUAACAACCACAAUUACCAACAACCGACCGACAACAGUGCAGCGCAGCCAACGCCAGCAGAGCAGCAGCUGCCAAACAGUGGCUAAAAAUUGUAUUGCCAAAUUAAAUUUUCCUUCAAACAUUUUUUCAUGCUGCUGCGCAAUUCGCAACGACGCCGACUGCAAUUACAGCAACAUCAACUGCAGUAGCUAGAAUUCAAAUCAUUUCUUGGCAGAGCAGCAGCAGAAAAAUCUUUUCAUCAGCCACCAUUUUGAAUGAGCGCAGCAACAACAACUAACGCCGCAGCCGCAGCAGAGAGAGCGAGAGCACAGCGCAGCAGCGACGUUGACGUCAACAUUGUGUCUUAUUAGCGUCGAGUAAGAGCGGUGAGGAGGUGCAGGCCCAAGCAUUGCAGCUGUUAGACCGGAAAAAUUAAAACAAAACAAAAAGCAGUGCGUGCAUUUGCUUGCUUGUGCGAUUGAAGCAGAGAGACUGUGUGAGUGCCAAUUGUUUAAGGGAAAAAACCGAAAGGCCAAAAAAAUGGUUGAGCGCAUUUUGGAGGAGAAAAAUACCAGCACAGCUGCUGCCAAGGAGUUUGCGUCGCUGCGACGCAACACCGGCUGCGGCAGCAGCAGCAGCAGCGCAAACAACAACGCUAGCGGCUCCGCAGACAGCGGCGUAGGCGGCAGCAAUGUCUCUUGCAGCAACACCGACAACAGCUACAGCCAAAGUCAAUCAGACGGUCAGAAUGAGUUAACGCGCUACAGCAGCGAAGAUGUGUCCGGCAACGAGUCAAGCGAAGCGCCCAAUAUGACCGAAGUGGAGCGUCAGGCGGAGCUCAAUCGGCACAAGGAGGAGAUGCAAAAGAAGAGGCGUAAGAAACGCAUCAGCUCCUCGAUGCACUCGUCAACAUUUCAGGAGCUGUACAAGCUGACGGGCGAAAUACUGGGCGAGGGCGCGUAUGCAUCGGUGCAAACAUGUGUUAACAUUUACACCGAUCUGGAGUAUGCUGUGAAGGUUAUCGAUAAGAUACCGGGACAUGCGCGUGCGCGUGUCUUUCGCGAAGUGGAGACAUUCCAUCACUGUCAGGGACAUCCGGGCAUCUUGCAAUUGAUCGAGUUCUUCGAGGAUGAUGAGAAAUUCUAUUUGGUGUUUGAGAAAAUUAACGGCGGCCCAUUGCUGACACGUAUCCAGGAGCAUAUCUGUUUUUCGGAGCAUGAGGCGGCGCAGAUCAUUAAAGAGAUCGCGUCCGGCUUAGAUUUUCUGCACAAGAAGGGCAUUGCUCAUCGUGAUCUCAAGCCAGAGAAUAUAUUGUGCGUAAAAACAGAUUCGCUGUGCCCAAUUAAAAUUUGUGAUUUCGAUUUGGGCUCUGGUAUUAAGUUCACCACGGACAUUUCAUCGCCAGCCGCCACGCCGCAGCUAAUGACACCAGUCGGCAGCGCCGAGUUUAUGGCGCCCGAAGUUGUCGAGCUGUUUGUCGGCGAGGCCAACUAUUAUGAUAAGCGCUGCGAUUUAUGGUCCUUGGGUGUUAUCGCGUACAUUUUGCUUUGUGGCUAUCCGCCAUUUUCAGGCAAUUGCGGCGAGGAUUGCGGCUGGAAUCGCGGUGAAAACUGUCGCACGUGCCAGGAGCUGCUUUUUGAGUCCAUUCAAGAGGGACGUUUUUCCUUUCCGGAAGCCGAGUGGCAUGAUGUGAGCGAUGAGGCCAAAGAUUUAAUUUGCCGUCUGCUAGUUAAGCAGGCUUCCAAGCGUCUCAGCGCCGAAGCGGUGCUCCAUCAUAAUUGGAUACGCAUGUGCGAACAGGAGCCACCAGUAAGCAAGCAGGCGGGUCGCCAUAAGGCGCUUCAAACGCCCAACAAUAUAAGACGCAAUCAUCAGUCUGCGCGUGAGAUCUCGCAGUUUGCCGAGUCUGCAAUGGCCGUGAAGCGUGUGAUCCUGCAGCAUUUUUCGAUGCGCUACGAUUAUAUGAAGGAGCGCCCGAAUAUCUAUCAGCCGUCGCAGGCCUACAUGGAUGCGUAUAGCGAUGAGAAUUAUAAUCCAAAGCCGCCGGCUCAUUUCACACGCAGCCGCUCGCAGCGCAAGGCAACAGCAGCUGCUGCCGCCGCCGCCCCCGCCUCAUCGUCCAGCUAUGGCGGCCGCUUGUCUACGGCUCAGCGGAACGCCAGCAGCAGUCUCAGUCGUCAAUCUUCAAGGAAUGCCUCCGGCAUAUUUAACAACAGUGGUGGCUUUAAGACGCUCAAUGUGCAUGAGGAGGAUGACGAUGAUGAUGAGGCGCUGGAGGCUUUUGGACGCCUGGACGAAGGUGUCGACGAUGAGUGGGCACAGGCGACGCGUCGCUAUGAGGAGCAACGUGAGCUGCAACAGCAGCAGGAGAAACAUCACCAAAUUGGCCAUGGCAGCCGCAGCGAGGCUGAGGGCGACGAGAUGGAGGAUGAUGAAGGUUAUGAGUUGGGAGAGGAGGAGAGAGAUGGCGAGAACUAUCAGCACUACAAGCAUUAUUGGCGCGAGCUGGACGAAGAUGAGGGCGAUGAUUAUCUUUAUGAGCAGCAGCAGCGCGUGGAUGACAUAGCUGAAGAAGAUGAGUACGACGAGGGCGAGGAGGAGGAUGAGGAGGAGGAGGAAGCUGACAAUCGAAAAGAAUUGAAAGCCAAAGUUGAUGAGAACGAAGAGGUAAAAGUAGUAGAAAAGGAGCAGAAAAUGGAUAAUGAGAAAGAGGAGGAGGAGGAGAAGAAAGAUAAACUUAUUAUUGAUAAUAUGGAAAAAUCGAAGCAAAGCGAAUUUGCUUUAACAACAACAACAAUGCGCAACAAUGCGCAGGAGAUAGAAAUGUUUAAGGAUGAGGCGAGGCAGGAGAACGAUGAUGUUGAUGGGGCUAAAAAGCAACAAACAGCAUCAAGUGAUAUUAGUGCUACUACAAUCACCAACACCAACACCAAUACCAACAGCAGCAGCAACAAAAAGCAAGCAACACCAGUUACAGCAGCAACAACAACUGGCAAUGAAAGGGAUAACGAUUACGAUAAUGAUGAUGAUGAUAAUGAUGAUUAUGUUAAACUAUUGGAUAGUAUUAGUGAUUUAAAUGAAAAGCUACCUGAAAUUUAUGAGACUGCAAAUAUUGUUGUCAACUCGGCGGCAGUGCCAGCAGCAACAACAACAACAGCAGCAGCAGCAAGUGCAACAUGCCCACCAAAAGAUAAUAACCAUGUUAAUGAUUCGAAAGCGCCGACAGCUGCAGCUGAGGGGACAACAAUGCGAACGACUUUUGGCAAACAACAACAACAGCAGCAGACAGAACAACAACAACAUCUGCCUGCUGGCAACACCAACAAACAACAGCGAAAUGUUUACUUUGCAUUGGAUGCAUAUCAAAAUGACGAGGACGCCGACAUUGAUGAGGAGGAUGACGAUUACGAGGACGAUGACGAUGAUGAGCACGAGCUGAAGCUAACUGGAAAUGGUUUUAAGGCCACGCCACCUGCCAUUUGCAACGCUUACACGCGCAAGCAACGGCAGCAGCAACAACAGCGCUAUAUAGCACCACGGCCCGAACAGCGGCUAGAGAACUGGCGCUAUCGCAGCAGCCAUCAAUCGGAGCAGCCGCAGCAGCAUACACUUGUUGCCGCCGGCGGUUUUCGCAAAUAUCGUCCACCAUUUAGCACUGGCGGCGGUGGCGGCCACUAUGGCAAUCAGCAGCGCAACUAUUUGGGCAGCUUCUCGCACAGCGGCGGUGCCGCUGGCUACAAAGUAACGCCAACACCAGCACCACCGCUGGCGGUAAAGCAACAGCAGCAGCGGCACAACAGCGCCGGGAGCAGCAGCGGCGGUUCGCCACCAUCCGAUGAGCAUUCGCCCGCCACGCAGAUACGCAACUGGCGCCAGGACUGCGUCUAUGCGCCGAUGCGCAGCUGCGGCAUGAACCAGCCCAGAGGCUUGCAACGCGCCCAUCAACAGCAGCAGCAGCCGCCUGGGCGCAUUGGUUCCGGGCGCUUUGCGCACUCAUCGCAGGUGCCGCCACAUCUGUUGGAUGAGCCGCCCACAUUGGGCAUAGGUCUGUCGCCGCCCAGCGAGAGCCUACUGCUGCAAAGGCGCAUGCGUCAGCAGCAGCGACCCGGUGACUUGCCCGAAUACUGUGAGACCGCAACGGCCAGUGGCUAAACGGGCGCUGGAACCACAACAUCCACAACAACAAGAGCAGCUGUACCGGGCGUCGGCUGCUUGUGGUCAGCAAAGUGUUUGGCCCGAAAUUGUGGAAAAUCUUGCGGCGUUUUGGCCAAAAAAAAAAAGGAACAUGUUAAAUGUUUUCUUUUUUUUUCCGGUUUUUUUUUUUUGUU
This is a messenger RNA of Drosophila novamexicana, 4650 nucleotides long. RefSeq names its product probable serine/threonine-protein kinase MARK-C (gene Lk6). The transcript has 6 exons. Gene Ontology annotation, molecular function: calmodulin binding; calcium/calmodulin-dependent protein kinase activity; calcium-dependent protein serine/threonine kinase activity. Bases 863 to 4474 code for a protein of 1203 amino acids. Gene Ontology annotation, biological process: protein autophosphorylation; peptidyl-serine phosphorylation; intracellular signal transduction. Lineage: Eukaryota; Metazoa; Arthropoda; Insecta; Diptera; Drosophilidae. Gene Ontology annotation, cellular component: nucleus; cytoplasm. The record is from RefSeq and is a predicted model, not a curated record.